Messenger RNA from Eruca vesicaria subsp. sativa (arugula), 1437 nucleotides. Lineage: Eukaryota; Viridiplantae; Streptophyta; Magnoliopsida; Brassicales; Brassicaceae. The record is from the annotation of a GenBank genome assembly.
UACUACACUCUUUUUCUUUUUUUAAAAAAAAAAAAAAUCAACCAUACGCAUUCAUCAAAUCCAUAUUCAUGCAGCUGUUACAUUAUAUUAUAUCUUUACUCCCUUUUUGAGUGUGUGUGUGUGUGUGUAUAUGUGCUUAAUUAUAUUCCAUCAUCUCCAUCUCAAUCUCAAUCAUUUUUCCACUUUGAUUCUCAUCUAUCUGUAUAUCACAAUUCUAUAUUCAUCUCCCUUUUGAUCAUUAGCUUCAAACCUUAAAUGAAGAAGAUCACCAAAAGUCAUUAUUUGGGUCUCCAUCGUCGUUCUUGAUUUUUUUUCUCUGGCAAUGGGAUCUACAAAUCUUGGUCUCAUCACCAUUCUAUUCUUCUUCUUCUACGUCAUCUCUAAUUUACAAUACAUGGUUCAUUGCAUCAACGACAUUCAAGAUUUGGACGAUCAGAUCCGUUCAUAUGCGGCUCGUGCCAACACAAGAAGACACACAGGUUCGUUGUACGAACUUUCACUUCCGACCAAUCUCUCUGACGUCAAGGCAUCUGUUGUUACGGUCCGUAACAGUAUGUUUUGGAGAAAAGGAGCAAACUAUAGUGGAAUCUACGUUCCUCCUAUGGUCAGAACGAUACCAUACGCUAAGAGGAUAGCUUUUGUCUACGAGACUCUCGGUGGUUACUCUUCAUCGGUUUACUUCCGGUUAUCUAAUAAUUACUCUUUUAUUUCACCGGUUAUUGGAUUCACUGCUUACGACGCAACAAACCCGAAUGAUCUCAAAGAGUUGAAUCUUUCGAUCAAGAGAGACAAUCCAAUAAUGAUCAAAUUUGAUCAUUACAUUACACGUCAUCAAAGCCGAGGAAUAUUCAAAUGUGUCGCUUUGGGAGAUAAUGAGUCGUUGAAUUUCAGCAAUACGACGGGGAAUUACAGUUGUGCCACUACAAUUUCUCGUGGCCAUUACGCGCUUGUGGCUAUAAACCCAAAACACAAACCAACAUCAAAACUAGAGUUGGCAAGGAGAAGGUGGUGGUGGAUUGCUUUAACCAUCAUAGGAGUCUCGGUUUUGCUUGCUCUGGUGACAACCGUUGUGGUGAAGUUAGUGAGGAAAAAGAGGUUUAGAGAGAUGGAAAGAGAGUCUGAGAAGAGUGAGAUGGUCGGAAACGUUUGGAUUGGUCAAAGUAGAAUGCCGGCGGCAACGAUGGUGAGAACUCAGCCGUCUUUGGAAUUUCAUGAAGAUUUUCCUUCUUCAAAUAUACCUUGAAUUUUUUUGUAGUUUGGCUCUGUACAGUGAGUUACAUUUAAAGUUUCCAUUUUAGUAACUUCUUUCCAAGUUUGGUACUUUUUAAAUUUUCUUACUACGUUUUGCUUAUGCAUGAGUGAAACUGUUUGUUCUUAGUCUCCGUUCUGAAUUCCUCUGCAUGACUUUGCGUUUUAAGGAAAAUAAUAAUACGAACA